CUCGUCAAAUGCUGGUGUAUGGAACGGAUUCACCCCAGGACUCUCCCUGGGUUUCAAUACAAACAUCUGCUCCGCCCUCAGGGCGGGGCUCCGCCAAGCAAUCCUGGGAAGAAUCGGCUCCGCCCCGGAGCUCCCGGGGAGAGUCAGUAGAAAAGUCCGCAACGCCCUUGGUCAUCCUCCCUUCUACACUCACGCCCCGGGAGACUGUCAACCAGGACAUGGCGAGUCGGGAGAAGGCGAGCGUAUCGGGCAACGUGUUCGACGUGGUCGUGAUAGGUGGUGGCAUAUCAGGAUUAUCUGCAGCUAAAUUGUUAGCUGAACUUGAAGUUAGCGUUUUGGUUUUAGAAGCCCGGGACAGAGUUGGAGGUAGAACAUACACUGUAAGAAAUGAACAUGUUGAUUACGUAGAUGUUGGCGGGGCUUAUGUUGGACCCACCCAGAACAGGAUCUUAAGGUUAUCUAAGGAACUGGGUUUAAAAACUUACAAAGUGAAUGUAAACGAGCGUGUUGUACAAUAUAUUAAGGGGAAAACUUACCCAUUUCGGGGUGCAUUCCCUCCUGUAUGGAACCCAAUUGCAUAUCUGGACUACAACAACUUGUGGCGGACAAUGGAUAACAUGGGAAAGGAGAUUCCAGCUGAUGCGCCAUGGAAUGCUCCCCAUGCACAUGAGUGGGACAGAAUUACGAUGAAAGACCUCAUCGAAAAGAUCUGUUGGACACAGACGGCUAAGCAGUUUGCAUCUCUCUUUGUGAACAUCAAUGUGACCUCUGAGCCGCAUGAGGUAUCUGCCCUGUGGUUCUUGUGGUAUGUGAAGCAGUGUGGUGGCACCACUCGGAUAUUCUCCGUUACCAAUGGGGGCCAGGAACGGAAGUUUGUAGGUGGAUCUGCUCAAGUGAGUGAAAAGAUAAUGAGCCUUCUUGGGAACAGAGUGAAGCUGAUGCGUCCCGUUACCUGCAUUGACCAGUCAGGUGACAACAUCAUCAUACAGACGUUGAAUCAUGAAGUUUAUGAGUGCAAAUAUGUUAUUAGUGCCAUCCCUCCUACUCUGACAGCCAAGAUUCACUUUACUCCAGAGCUGCCACCUGAGAGAAACCAGUUAGUCCAACGUCUUCCAAUGGGAGCUAUCAUUAAGUGUAUGAUGUAUUACAAGGAAGCCUUUUGGAAGAAGAAGGACUACUGUGGUUGUAUGAUCAUCCAAGAUGAAGAGGCUCCAAUUUCAAUAACCCUAGAUGACAGCAAACCAGAUGGAUCUCUGCCCGCUAUCAUGGGUUUCAUUCUUGCUCGAAAAGCUGUCCAACUAGCAAAUCUCUGUAAAGAUGAAAGAAAGAGAAAAAUCUGUGAGUUGUACUCCAAAGUGCUGGGAUCUGAAGAAGCUUUACAACCAGUACAUUAUGAAGAAAAGAAUUGGUGCGAAGAACAGUACUCAGGGGGCUGUUAUACUGCCUACUUUCCUCCCGGCAUCAUGACUCAAUAUGGAAGGGUGAUUCGUGAACCAGUAGGCAGGAUUUAUUUUGCUGGAACAGAGACAGCCACACAUUGGAGUGGGUAUAUGGAAGGAGCUGUUGAAGCUGGAGAACGAGCAGCCAGAUCGAUCUUAUAUGUUAUGGGGAAGGUGGCAAAUCUAGAUGUUGAAGAACCUGAAUCAGAGGAUGUUCCAGCUACUGAAAUCAGGCAUACAUUUUGGGAAAGACAUCUCCCCUCAGUGCCAGGCCUUCUGAAGAUCAUUGGAUUUUCCACAUCAGUAACUGCCCUGUGUUUUGUGGCAUACAAGUUUAGGUUUCUGAAAUGAUCCUGAAGUGUACACCCUCCGCUUAGUCUUUUCUAGUACUAUCAGCAAGAAAUUGUCAACAAAUUAAUGGCUGUGUCUCAUUAGACUAUUGUUAAGUGCACUGCAUGUAACACCUUAGUUUAGUCUGUAUUAAAGUAAAAACAACUCACGGAAUCACCUCAUUAAAAUCAGUAAGCGCAAGCUCCAUCUUAUUUGUCUGUGUAGACUAAUUCGUGUUUAUUGGUAGAAUAAAACCUUGUGAUCAUUUUUUUAAAUUUCAAGUUCAAUUAUUCGUCAGAAAUAAUUUCUAUGUCCUGUUUUUCCCCUUUAACAUGAAAUGCCUGAUGAUUGCAAAAAUGAAGCCUUUAACUUUCUAUAGAGGUUAAAUAGGUGAAGGCUCAGCUUGUGACUGAUCUUUUCAGUCUUUAGGAAAUAGAGAAGUGUAGGUCCAGAGCACAGGGUGUCACAGCUUCUUGGGGUGAGCUGAUUCUACCUUGGAUGAGGAAAUAGUACAUGAAAGUAGAGGUAGACCAGUAAGGUGGGGAGGGGCAUUUUGUAGGCUGUCGCCUCAGGAAUCUCAGGACUGCUUCUAAUCCCUAUAAAGUUUCUAGACAUCUAGUCCCAGUGUUAGCUCACUUGUAUAUUUUCCCCCUUUGCUUCUUAAACAGAACAGUGUUUACCAAGGCAUAAUGAUUAAAGUGACUUUCUGUGACUUCUGUACACCUCCCCAGGAGAGCAGAAUAAACUAGUGCCAGGAUUGUUCCCAAGAGGCCUCCCUGACUAGCUCUACAUGAGGCAUCUUCUCUUCUUCCUGGAAUAUGGCUAGAUAUCACUUCACUCCUCAUUGAUGAUAACAUUCUCUACCAAUUUCAGGAAAGUAGUAUUUUCCUUUCUUUCAGGUAGACCCUGGCUAUCUGAAAGCCCUUAGUGACAUUUUUUUUUCUUUUUUUCCUAUGACCAUAGUAGAGUUAGACAAAUCUGUUAAUUUCAAUAUGUUUUCAAUAUGGUUACCCUACUGUUAGCAUGCCAGUUUCUCUCAAAUAACUAAAAUAGACAUUAAAAAUUUCUUAUUGUUAUCUGUUGAGACUAUAAGAUACAUAAAGAAAAUUAUGGCUCUAUAUUAUAAAUUCACGUGCUUUAGUUAUUAAGUUUUAUAUAAGACAUGAAAUUGAGUGAUUUUACAUAAGAAGACUAAGUUCUCUAAGGAGUUAUGUGGGCCCAGAGUAGUUCCACUAUCAGAUGUUUAAGAGCCCCUUCCAAAGGUUUCAGCCAUAAACCACUUCUUUUUUCAAUAUAAAUAUCUGGAGAAAAAUCAACAUAGAUGUGAUCAAAUAAAGCAAUUGAGAAGAUUCAGUGGAUUCAGGUACACAGGUGGUAGAUACACAGUAAAACCUUAUUGUGCAGCAUCAAUGAAUGAAGGUUUCAUUUCAAAUGAAGUUUCUAGAUAGCCAAAACUUACUCUUUUAUGUGCCAAAAUUUUUAAAUAAAAAUUUCAAUGAAUAUAUUUCUAUACAGUAUUAAACAAGCUACAUCCAAUUAAUUUUUUAUUGAUAAGGUCAAUCAUUAUAUACCUGAAUUAUAUUAUGCUUUUAUAAUAGAGUAAUACCAUCAUGUUUGCCCUUCUACAAAAUGUCACAUGAUUGUUUUGUAGCUGUUGAGUAAGCUACUUCUUCUGUCUUCUCCCAUAUUCAGCAUUUUAUUUCAUAUCCUAUUUAUUUCCUAACACCCAUUAACCAAAUCUAUUUUUAUUGAAUGAGAAUUAAAGACUGCCAAAGGAAACCAACCCAAGUUUAUUAUAUAAUCAACCUUAUCAUAAAUCUAAAAUUAAGUUAUGGCCAUGGUGUGAGGAGUUAAGGUAUUUGUUUUGCCUCACCUAAGAGCAAAGAGUAGGAUUUUUCUGCUGUUCUUUAACUUUCAUUUGAAAAUUAUUUUAGCUAAUUUAGGAGUUUUGGCAAUGCCUUGGAUAUGCUCUAGUACAUAGUGAGAUGCACAUACAUCAAACCACUUAAUAGAAAUCACAACCCUGAUCUAUUUCAGUUGUUUCUGUUCAUUUACUUAUUAACUUGGCUCUGACACACCUUUUGGCAAAAUCUCAACUGGCAAGAGUUUUAACAGUAAUCAGGUUGAUAGUAUAUCCAAGUCUUGAAUAUUGAAGAACUGAGUAUUCAAUUACCCUCUCCUCAAACUUUUUAAGAAACCAAUUAAUGUAUUAUAAUUAGAUCAGCCCUAUUAAGCUACAGAUUGAGUAUUAAAAUGGAUGCCAGUCCAGAUGUGCAUAAACAUAAAGUUGGAGCUGGAAACUCCCACCAUAUAGGAGAUUGUUCAACAACACAAAGAAAGAUACCAUAGGUCUUUUCUCCAUUCCAGAGAAGCUAGUCAUUUUCCACAGCUGAUAGAGCCAGGCUCUGUUAAGGCAUCUGCCUCACAGUUCUGAGGGCUGAAUUGGUCUUACUCCAUUGUAGGAUUGAGAAUUAGAUUUUAAAAGUUAUCUUUUUAUCACAACUAUUAAAUAAGGAUUUAUACUACACUGAAGAAAAAAUAUUGAAGGACCAUGAACUACAUUUAGUUUGAUUGUAAAUUUGGUGCCUAAUGUUCUGUCUGAAAUGUGCCCAAGUGCUACAUGUGGGAGUAUGCAUAAGUGUUUGUUUUGCAAUUGAAAUAUUUUGCCUGUAUGGUACUGUUUGGUUUGUUAAUAAAGUGCACUACCACCCCUGA
Messenger RNA from Phyllostomus hastatus (greater spear-nosed bat), 4484 nucleotides. RefSeq names its product monoamine oxidase A (gene MAOA). The record is from RefSeq and is a predicted model, not a curated record. Lineage: Eukaryota; Metazoa; Chordata; Mammalia; Chiroptera; Phyllostomidae. Bases 9 to 1790 code for a protein of 593 amino acids. Gene Ontology annotation, molecular function: oxidoreductase activity. The transcript has 15 exons.